Messenger RNA from Lycium ferocissimum, 1311 nucleotides. Its product is annotated as phytochrome A-associated F-box protein. NCBI's taxonomy places the organism in Eukaryota, Viridiplantae, Streptophyta, Magnoliopsida, Solanales, Solanaceae. The transcript is spliced from 2 exons. Gene Ontology annotation, molecular function: protein binding. The record is from RefSeq and is a predicted model, not a curated record. Bases 57 to 1058 code for a protein of 333 amino acids.
CCCCCAAAUUCUCCGUACAAAUCACAAACCAAUUGUUCUUGUUUUUAAUUUUCUAGAUGUCUGAUUCAUUUAUGAUUGAUGGGUUUUUCUCAAAACUCUCAGAGGAUCUUGUUCUCAACAUAUUUUUCAAGUUAGAAGAUGACCCAAGAAACUGGGCACGUUUAUCUUGUGUUUCCACAAAAUUCACUUCAAUAAUUCACAACAUCUGUUACAAAUCAAAAUGUUCUUUAACUAUUCCUUCAGUUGUAUCUGAUCUCCUUAAUACUGCUACCAACUCUUCUUCUAUGGUUCCACUAGGUGGUUGGUCAUCACUUUACAAAUUAGCUGUAUGUUGUCCAGGUUUACAUCAAGCUGGUGUGCUGCUUGAGAAUUCUGAUUUUGGGCUUGAAAGGGAACUUGGCCCAGAUGAGAAUUACCCGGAUCGGGUCUUGACCCGACCCGAUAGUGUUUUACAGUCUGCUUCGUCGAGUAAUAAUGGUAGAGGUGAUGCUAGUGAAGUAGUGGCUGCUGAUUGUGGUUGGUCUUUGUUUGAUGAUCUUAUGUUUGAUACUGUUUAUGAUGUUUCUGAAUCAACAACCUUAAAUCAGGUUGAAGUUGUGGAAGAACCCCCAAAUGUAGUGGUCAGCCCAGCAAGGGUUUCGAAGAGGCGAAGAAUUUAUAGAUCACCUUGUUCUCAUUUGGCUUCUGGGGUGUGGAAUUUGAGCCGUGAGCAGGGGAAUAAGCUAUUAGCGAGUAGGUUUAAAGGGGAUUGCUUGUACAUAUGUGAUUGGCCUGGUUGUAUUCACAUUGAGGAGAAGAGGAAUUACAUGCUAUUUCGAGGGAUCUUCAAGAAUUUCAAGCAGUCAAGAGUUUGGAGGACGAUUAAUGAUGGUAAUAGGAAGAAGAUUGAUCUUAAUUGCGCGUUUUGCUCGUCGAAACAGACGUGGGAUCUGCAUUCGGCGUUCUGUUUGAGGAGGUAUUUUGGGUACCAUGAUGAUGGAGAACCAGUUGUUCGAGCUUAUGUCUGCGAGAAUGGCCAUGUUUCUGGAGCAUGGACUGAUUGGCCAUUGUAUACUUGACUUGAUUCUGAACCAAUUAUGGGCUAUUUGUGUUGCAUGAGCUGAUAGUUUGGUAAUUUGGGAGUGGCAUUUGGUUAUUUUUUGCCAUUUUAUGCUGGUUGAUUUAUUUGGGUUUUAUGUAUGUUGUGAUUGCUUACAAUUGGUAUUUGCCAUAUUUGCAUUAUAGAGUUUAGUAGAUGGAGUAUUUAUAUUUGUAUUGAGUUUCUCUUCAUUUGAUUCAUCUACUUAUAGCGAAUGUGUGAAUCUCGUUGAA